AUGGGAGUUUGCCAGUCUCAAACAUAGGAUAGAAAAUCAUUAAGAAAAAAACAGCUUCAAAUAGUUAGUGAAUAAACAAUAUAAGAGAAAGUAAAAAGUAAAGAUAGCGUUCCCCGCCAUAAAACAAUGCCUUCAAUUCAUUGUAUAUCAAAAGAUAAACUGGUUUCUUGCAAGACAAUAAAUAAUUUGAAAAUAAAAAGAAAGGUUUAUGGAGAAGCGUUGGCUAAGUUUUACUCAGUUCUUAAUCCAUAUUAUGGAUAUAGAAGUAUGAAUGCAUUUUAUAUGAAAAAAAGACAAUGAUAAUAUGGGACUUGUUUAACAUAAUGUAACUGGAAUGGUUAGAGUGGCAAGAAAUAUUUUGAAACCAUCAGAAUAAGACUAAGAUUUCGAUAUACUGAUUACUAAUCUAUAAGAACAAAGCUUUGUAGUUUAAUUAUUUAUAUAUAGAGUUCUCUUCAUAUUGCUAAUAUAAUUGAGUUAUACCAAGAUUCUAAGAGUUAUUAUGCAAUAUAGGAAUAUUGCAGUGGAGGGUUACUAUCAGAUUUGUGUGGAUAGAUUAAAGAAGAGGAAGCGAUCUAUAUAAUAUCAUAGAUUUUAGACAUACUAGAGGAAAUACAUAAACAAAAUAAUUGUCAUGGGAGUCUUACUAUAUAAAGUUUUACAUUGCAUGAUCAAACAAACAAUCAUUAUAUUAAAUUGAUAGAUAUUAUUCCAAUAUUUUAAGUUAAAGAAAAAUCAAAAUUAAAUGAAAUGUAAAAAGCUGAUCGUCAAGCAGUUGGUCUUAUUUUAUUUUAGUUGAUAACAAAUAAAUCAAUUACAUCAUAAACAAUUGAAAUGAUCAUCAAAAAACCAAGAGAUCUACCUACAAAAACUGAAUGGUAUUAAUUGGUUGUAUUAUUACUUGAAUCAAGAAGUUUUAUUAUAUAUGAAUAAGUGUUGAAGAAUAAAUAAUAUAGAGAAAUAGUCUAAAAAUUAGAAGCUAGAUAUGCCGAAACUAUAAUCAAUAAAUCAGUUAAAAAGACAUCUUAUAUCUAAUAGAAAAUUCUUAUUAUUAUGAAUUCUAUUUUUUUCAAGGAAAGAUAAUUGUAAUUGGAGAAAAUAUUUAAAAAGAAUGAUGAAAACAGAAAUGGAACUCUUUCAAAGGAAGAACUCUAAACUGCUUUAGGUAUAGAAGAGGAUAUAAAUGAUUUAUUUGAAAAUAUGGACUGUGAUGGAAGUGGAGAAAUUGAUCUUGAUGAAUUUAUUCUUUAUUCUUGUGAUAGAAAAGCUUUAUUAACAGAUACUAAUUUAGAAGCUACUUUUAAAGAAUUAUAAAGGAAAGGUUUUAUUGUUGCUUCUAGUUUGAGUAGAUUAACAAAUUGCGAUGAAGAGAAGAUUGAUGAUUGUUUAUAAUAAUUCUGUAACAAUAAAAAAGUAAUUAUUAUUAUAUAUAGAUAUAGAUUAAUUAAGAAUAACUGAAAAAAUUGAUGAUGGAUUUGAUAUGA
Paramecium sonneborni is the source of this 1484-nucleotide messenger RNA. The record is from the annotation of a GenBank genome assembly. Lineage: Eukaryota; Ciliophora; Oligohymenophorea; Peniculida; Parameciidae.